AUGUCAGUUCCAAUUCCUGAUCACCAUACAAUAACUGAAAGUCACUUUCUGGCACCGCAAUGUUUAUCUGUAAAUACAGACCAGAUUACUACCUCAACACCCUCUCCUACAAGAUCUUUGAGGACUGAAUGUGAAUCACCUUCUCUUUUUGACGAAACAGUCAAUUCUGUAUUUGAACCGGAACUGAGAGAAAACCUCAAAGCACCAGAAAACGUUCAUUCUACAGGAGCAAAUGUGCCUCCAUCUUUACACAAUCUAAACCUUUCCUCAACUUCAGCAGCAACAUUUAAAGAGCUAAGAAAUAUUCGGAAACGUAAAAGUUCUAUAUAUACCGACACCCCGGAAAAACUAAAUCUUUUAGAUAUGAAAAACAAAAGAGAAACUUGUAAGAAUAAAAAAAACAGAUACAAGGACAGAAUAGAAAAAGGAAAAGGGAAGGGUAAAAGAAAAGGAACGGAUAAAGUUGAUGAGAUUGCUGAUGACACCGUCGAUGAAAAUGACGGUAAUGCUGUAGAUACAGAUGACGAGAGUACGAUUUGUUUAGAGUGCAUUGAAUCCUACGUCGAUAGUGUUCCAGGCGAACAAUGGAUUCAGUGCAUAACUUGUAAGUUAUGGGCUCAUUCCAAAUGUGUAAAAGGUGAUCUAAUGUUUUUUGAAUGCAAAGAUUGCGUUUCUGAUAUUGAAGACUUAUAUUAA
This is a messenger RNA of Acanthoscelides obtectus, 696 nucleotides long. The record is from the annotation of a GenBank genome assembly. Lineage: Eukaryota; Metazoa; Arthropoda; Insecta; Coleoptera; Chrysomelidae.